AUGGCUGGGAGUAGUACAACGAUUGAUGAUAACGUCUCCGGGGCGAAAAAUGGCUUUCAACAUCUCAUCGCAACACAGGACAACUCAGUUGAUUCAGAAUGCGAUCUCUACCAUGGACAAUGGGUUCAUGAUCCGCGUGGGCCAUUGUACAAGAAUGAUUCUUGUCCUAUAUUGACUCAGGCGCAAAACUGUCAAGGGAAUGGAAGACCUGACAAGGACUACGAGAAUUGGCGGUGGAAACCGGCUCAGUGUGAUCUUCCCCGGUUCGAUGCUAGGAAAUUCCUUGAGUUGAUGAGGGGAAAAACCAUAGCUUUUAUUGGAGACUCGUUCGCUCGAAAUCAAAUGGAGUCAUUGCUAUGCAUUCUUUGGCAGAAAACCACGGAUCCAUUUGAUGAAUUAGAAAAGGUUCACAUAGAUGUUCCGGAUGAAGGGUUCGUCGAAUUGAUCCCUCAUUUCGACGUAGUAGGAGGCCAUUUGUGGAACUCCAGCGGAGACCAAGUCAAUGUCAACAACCUAGAAGCUCUACGGAUAUCAUUCGAUACGGAUUGCUCGCAUUGGUGCACCCCCGGUCCAGUUGAUACUUGGAAUGCAAUGGAAGAAUACGCUCUGCAACAAUCUCACACUGAUCUAAUAAUCUUCCUUAUUGAGUGGACUAAGAAUAAAAGGUUUUUGGUCAGAGCAAGUUGGACUGUUGUCUUACUUGAUCUCCUGAUGCAAGUUGCCGGAAAAAUGUAA
Molecule: messenger RNA, 735 nt
Organism: Oldenlandia corymbosa var. corymbosa
Lineage: Eukaryota; Viridiplantae; Streptophyta; Magnoliopsida; Gentianales; Rubiaceae
Source: the annotation of a GenBank genome assembly